AUGGGCAGCUCACUCUCAUCUCCGAGCAUCCCGCUCGGGCUGCUCGUUUUGUAUAUCCUCCACCGUUUUUUCUCCAAAAGUUCUUGUCUAGCGCUCCCCCCAGGUCCAAAGCCGAAACCCCUCAUUGGAAACUUGCGAGAUCUCCCCCCGCCAGGAAAACAAGACUGGGUACAUUGGGGAAGAUUCAAAGACCUAUACGGACCCAUUAGUUCGAUUACAAUCUUCGGGGAGACUAUCGUCAUACUCAAUGACUCGCGCAUCGCCUUUGAUCUUCUGGAGAAGCGAUCGACCAUUUACUCCUCCAGACCAAAGAUGACAUUUGCAGGUGAAAUGGUUGGCUGGGAGCAUAUCCUCGCAAUGCAGACGUACUCCGAUACCUUUCGCGCAUACCGCAAGGCGAUGCAUCGUGUGCUUGGGACGAAGAAUGUCAUUUCGCAGUUUAACGAGCUGCAAGACGUUGAGGUUCGACGGUUCCUACUACGCGUGCUAGAUAAGCCCGGGGAUCUGGUUCAGCAUAUUCGAACUGAAACCGGCGCCGUAAUUCUGAAGAUUGCAUACGGGUACGAUAUCGAUCCUCACGGGCGAGACCCGCUCGUCGCGCUCGCCAACGAGGCUCUUGAGAAUUUCUCCGUCGCAGGGACGCCGGGGGCUUGGAUAGUUGAUACCAUUCCACUAUUAAAACAUCUACCCAACUGGUUUCCCGGCGCCGGGUUCAAGAGAACAGCCGCUGCAUGGAGAAAAAACCUGCUCACUACAAUCGAAGAGCCCUACCGACUGGUCCUCAAGCAGAUGGCAGAAGGAAAAUAUCCAGAUUCAUACCUCUCAAACCUACUUGAACAGGCGCAAGGUCGCACUCUCACCGUAGAGGAGGAACAGGUGAUCAAAUGGACGGCGGGGUCUCUGUAUACUGGAGGCGCUGAUACGACCGUCUCAACCCUCUCCUGCUUCUUCCUUGCAAUGGCGCUAUAUCCCGAAGUUCAGACGAAGGCACAAGAAGAACUAGACCGCGUCCUCGGCUCAAACAAGCUUCCAACCUUCGAAGACCGUCAUAGCCUCCCAUACAUUGACGCCAUCGUCAAGGAGUCUCUCCGCUGGCAUCCCGUCGCCCCAAUGGGCAUUCCACACAUGUGCAGCGAGGAUGAUGUCUACAAGGGAUACCGUAUCCCGAAGGGAUCACUGGUGAUGCCGAAUAUAUGGGAAUUCACCCACGACCCGGAAACCUACAAGGACCCCAGAACAUUCAACCCAUCACGUUUCCUAUCCCCAACCCCCGAAAUGGACCCACGCAACUUAUCCUUUGGCUUCGGGCGCCGGAUCUGUCCUGGUCGAUUACUCGCAGACUCGACUAUCUUCAUGACAAUCGCAAAGUCACUUGCGGUCUUUGAUAUCCAGCCUGAUGGCGAGGACAGUGUGGGGGAGGAGUUUCUGCCGGGCGUUAUUAGCCACCCAGCGCCGUUUAGACUGAGAAUUACGCCGAGGAGUGAGGUUGCUGAGGGGCUUGUAAGGGCUGUUGAGAGAGAGGUUCCGUGGGGGAAGGGGGACAGGGAGCUGAUUGAAGGUGUGAAUGUUGAGGUCUAG
Aspergillus calidoustus is the source of this 1578-nucleotide messenger RNA. The record is from the annotation of a GenBank genome assembly. NCBI's taxonomy places the organism in Eukaryota, Fungi, Ascomycota, Eurotiomycetes, Eurotiales, Aspergillaceae.